GAGCGUUUUUCGUUUUCGCCGACGCUGCCACAGAACCAGCCGGCUCGAUCCGGCCGGCUCGAUCGAGCCCCUCUCGCCAGGCCCUCGCUGUGCUCCUCGCCGCCGCUCUCGCUGUUUGCCUCAAUCUUGCUUUGUUGCCCUUGGACCUGCCUGUUUCUGUUCUUUCCCUCGGUUCCGCCAGAGACCCUUCCGCCGUCGAUCUCCUCCCUGUAUUCUCGGAACGACCAUGUCCUCGGCCCCUAUUGAUGUAUCGAAACUCACUCCCGAGGAGAAGAGCUUCUACGACAAGUAUGGACGCUUGCCUCCUGCCAAGAAGAACGUGAUUGGCCACCAGAUGAAGGAUCGCAAGUACUUUGACUCGGGCGAUUACGCCCUCUCCAAGGCCGGCAAGUCUAACCCCAAGGAAGUCGGCUCCCAACAUCCCUCGCCUGAGCGCAUACCUCAUUCGAUUCCUCAGAGCUUGAAGAAAAAUGACGGCGUCGCCACCAACAGCCCAGUAAAAGAGUCGGGUCUGGUCCACCAGUCCGACGCUACCGCCGACCCAUAAUCGAUAUCCCAUUCACCAUGCCCUCUUCGCCAUGCCUCUUCGCCAUACAUCCUUUGACUGAUCUUGCCCCACCCGCCGCUUUGUCUCCUCACCCUCCUCUUUUCCUCAUCAUUGUUUGUGGCUCUCUUCGCCGUUGCUGCUUGAGGCUACUUUCGCUCCUUGUGUGUUGCGAAGGCAGCAGUCAUUGACAAUACAUCUCUUUUUGAGGAAAACAGCCAUGCAGCUGCGACUU
Polychytrium aggregatum is the source of this 779-nucleotide messenger RNA. RefSeq names its product camp-regulated phosphoprotein/endosulfine conserved region-domain-containing protein. Bases 227 to 547 code for a protein of 106 amino acids. The record is from RefSeq and is a predicted model, not a curated record. Lineage: Eukaryota; Fungi; Chytridiomycota; Chytridiomycetes; Polychytriales. The transcript is spliced from 3 exons.